Molecule: messenger RNA, 3434 nt
Organism: Oncorhynchus masou masou (cherry salmon)
Lineage: Eukaryota; Metazoa; Chordata; Actinopteri; Salmoniformes; Salmonidae
Product: acyl-CoA-binding domain-containing protein 5A-like
Exons: 12
Coding region: 818-2221 (467 amino acids)
Biological process (GO): pexophagy; fatty acid metabolic process
Cellular component (GO): cytoplasm
Molecular function (GO): fatty-acyl-CoA binding
Source: RefSeq, a predicted model, not a curated record
UCUGUUUAAGGACUGGGUGGUGUUCAUUAGCGCACACUGUAGCAAAAUGUUUUGCAACAGAAAACCUGAAAAUUUGUUUUUCUUAUUGGACACGUUAAGAUAGUAUAGAACCUCCCCGCUUCACUCCGUUUUGGAUCGCUAUCUUCCAUUUGGUGCCUACUGAACACGACCCUGGUGAAGGGUGUUGUUCUAGCAAUAGGUUAUCAAAUCAGAUGAAAGAUGAUGAUGUUAUAAAAAUAAAAAUACUGCAUGCCUUCAGCACUGAGACAUGUACGAGAUAUGCCAGCAUAGAGCAAGAGCACUUCUGAAACCCUUUGAAAUGUUGCAGAAGAAUGGCCCAGCGAGGCUAAGACCAAUGAAAUGUAAAAAAAUGUGUUGUGUUUUUACCUCGAGGUUAAAGGUUUUGCGAUUAAGGAAUAUCACUGAAUCAUUUGGACUGGGAUAUUAUGGAUAUGCUUAAGCCACAAAGCAGAAUAACCAUAUUUAUUCUAUAGUGCAUGGAAUAUGAGUCAUUCAAUCAAACUACCCACUGCAGCGUGUGUAAUAUACCAUACUACCAUCUUAUUGCUGCACAAUAACAUAUUUAUUAGCCACAAAAAUGCAUUUCAACUAUUAACACCUGCUAAUUUGCUGUAUGAUCAGACCAAAUUCUGAGAGAUUUUAUUUCAAAUAUCUGAUACUGUGUUUACAAUAGUUUCUUCCUGGUUAUCUCAAGGCCCUAUGUAAAUGCAUAUCUUGCAUGGGGGGUCCAUAUGGAUUCAUAAUGAAAUCCCUACUCUGAACAAAAAAAAGGGACGCAUGGAACUCACUGGGGAACAUGUCGAAGGAGGAAGCCAUGCAAGCAUACGUCAAUGACAUUCAGCUGAUUCUGGAGACUCUUCCAGUCACAGAGGAGGUGUCUGAUCUGCUGGAGGCGCUCGGGGGGUAUUUCUUCGAAGAAGUGGAGGGAGGAGUGGAGGAAGAGAAGGAAGAGGACAAGAGGGCCUACAGCAGGCCUUUCGCAGCAGCUGCAGUGGAAAUGCAGAUGCAAAAGGGGUAUAUCCACAAACCAAAGAUGGAAGGCUUUGGGAGUCUGGAAAUCUGGAAGGAUAUUCAAACCAAAGUCCCAGAAAGCAAAAUAAAUGGCAUGACUAUGACUGACAAGGAGGAAAGCAAAAGCACUGAUAAGGAGGAAGAGGAGGAGAAGGAGGAGGAGAAAGUGGACAGUGAUGAGGAGAAGGAGGAGGAGGAGAAAGUGGACAGUGAUGAGGAGGAGGAAGAGGAGAAGGAGGAGAAAGUGGACAGUGAUGAGGAGGAGGAAGAGGAGAAGGAGGAGGAGAAAGUGGACAGUGAUGAGGAGGAAGAUGCAGAUGAUGAAGCGGAGGAGGAGAGAGAGAGGAAGUCCCCAGGCCCUGACAUGAAUCUGCUCAGGGUGAAGGACCGCAGGUGGAGGUCAGAGGUCAGCUCGUCCAACGGCAGUGUGGAGCCCAGCGUCUCCUCCAUGACCAAUGGGACACAGAGCUCCCUCAACAGUGAGGUGGAGGAAGAGGAACUGGCCUACUCCAAAGAUCCCCUACCGGAGAACUGCUACAGGCAUCUGAACAGACACCUCAGUGAGCGUCUUCGAGUCAACGACUCGGACAAUGAGGAAUUCUGUGAUUCAAUGGAACAUUUAGCCAUGGAGGAGGAAUCGGGAAUACCCAGGGUACACUCCUCUGGGACAAGGGCAAGUCAAGCUAAGAGGAGGAGUCUUCAGGGAGAGACCCUGGAUGAGGAUCUGAGUCUCCAGGAAGACUCCCCUCACAGGGAGGGGCUUCAUACAGAACGACGUGACAGUUGCUGGUCAAUGAGUGGAAUAGGUUCCAGGUCAUCGGGGCUAGGUUGCGGGUCACAGAUUUUUACCAGUGGAAAUGCUGCAGAGGGCUGGGUUAUGCAGAUCAGGACUGAGGCUGUUGCCAGUGGUAACCUUAACGAGCACAUCGCCAUGGCGCUGACCAGGCUGCAGGAGGACAUGGCUAACGUGCUUCUGAGGCUUAACACUCUGGAGGCCCUGACCACAUUACAGACUAGAUCACUUUCUCAGGCUAGACAAGAUGACUCCUUAUCUCUGGCAAGAAAGAGUCCUUCGUGGUGGCCUUUGCACCUGUCUCCUACCACCGUGGUGUUUGCUACAGUCUGGCCUUUGAUUUCUCAUUGGCUGGUUCAUAUUUACCUGCAACGAAAGAGAAAAAAGAUAAGCUGAGGAUCAAGUGUUGUUAUUCAAGCAAGCCAAACUCGAAAAAUUGCCUCUACUUUUGUAUAUAAAUUGUACUUUUCAUUUAAAUUCUCUAAAUGGCACUGUUUGGCACCGGACAACAGCUGUAAUUGUACAGAGAGGUGAUUUGUAAUACAUAAUUCACAAUUAAUUUUUUAUUUAAACAUGGUCUGGAUUUACGGGCACAAUACAAGGUUUGCUUACCACUUGAAAAAUGUGUAAUAUUAUUUUGAUACCCCACUAAUGCCAUACAAUAUUGUAUCUUCAUGGAUCGGUUUCCCGGAUUCCUAUUGGACUAAAAAUCACUUUCAAUGGGGAUUCUCCAUUGAAGUCCAAGAGCUGGGCUCUUAUAGCUUAAUAUUUUCUUACCACAUGACAUAUUGAACCACUAACUUGCUUGACCAUUUGCUCUAAUUUAAAACAGGGUGCAGCGGCGCAAUAUAUAUUACCCCUUUGUCACCUAGAAUUACAUUAUGGUUUCUGUUUCUCAAAAAUAGGCAAUACAUGAAUGUUUGUCAAAUGUAUACCCAUAAAAGUAGUGUACAUUGGUCUCCAAACAAAAUGUCACAAGUUUUACAUGGCAUUGCCUGAGGGGGAUCAAGAGACAAUAGAUCUAUUGAUGUGGUGUUGAGGUCCAUGAACAGAACUAGAAUUUAUACAGUAUUUAUUAACCAUAUUAUAGUAUAUACUUAAGCGUACUCCUACUUGACAUUGAUGUUGAUGAAUAACCUUCCAACUAACACUAAUGGAUUAUAUAUUAAUAUUUUAUUCCCAAUAUAGCUAAAUAUUUCAGAAUAUUUAUCAAAGAAAUCCCAGAAGAACAUACAACAUUCAUUAAUACAGAGGGAUGAGGAAGGUUUCUGUGUGGAUCAAAGGCUGAACAUUAUUGUACAUUAUCUGCUGUCUAUUAUCAUUUGCAAUGAGCCCAAAUCAUUCACUUCCAGAAAGAAAUCCUUUAGGGUUUGUAGGAAUGGUUAAUUUUCCUAAUCUUAUGUAGAGAUUGUAGGUUUUUUUCUUCCUGUGAACACAUUGUGUAAUUUAUGAGAAAUGAAUGAUAGAAAACAACACUAUAGUGCAAAAAUAUUGUAUUUGUAGUAUUUAAUUCAAUUACAAAGAAUGUAUCUAAGUAGCCAAUUGAUGAUUAUACAAUUAUAACCAGAGAUGCACCUGCAAGUUGCAAUAAAGCCUUGUUCACACUGCA